Penicillium crustosum is the source of this 285-nucleotide messenger RNA. RefSeq lists its product as uncharacterized. The transcript has 2 exons. Lineage: Eukaryota; Fungi; Ascomycota; Eurotiomycetes; Eurotiales; Aspergillaceae. The record is from RefSeq and is a predicted model, not a curated record. The coding region runs from base 1 to 285 and encodes 94 amino acids.
AUGGCUUUGCCCCUUAGUGAACAACAGCUGGCCCCAGCUCAACAAAACCAUACCAAUGCGUUGGUAUUGAGCUACUUGCUCCGGAUGGAGAAUCCCGUGGCUUUCGAGCCCGAUCAAGUCAAGCCGGCAUGCCAAACGCUCUUGGUCAUAUGCUUGGACCCACCGGCCCAGGUGAUUCUUGGUGUCGGUGCCCAGAUUCUAGAGCAGGAGACUGGCGAUUGCCCUACCAUCGUGAACGGAGCCAUACUCUAUUACAGCUUGGUUUUGCAAAAAGAUGUGACCUAG